This is a messenger RNA of Diaporthe citri, 1389 nucleotides long. RefSeq lists its product as uncharacterized. The record is from RefSeq and is a predicted model, not a curated record. Gene Ontology annotation, molecular function: protein binding. NCBI's taxonomy places the organism in Eukaryota, Fungi, Ascomycota, Sordariomycetes, Diaporthales, Diaporthaceae. The transcript has 2 exons. Bases 1 to 1389 code for a protein of 462 amino acids.
AUGGAGGCCCCCAACCAGCCUCCGCGACAAGUCGGCCUCAUUGCUGCGCACCUCCUAGAGCAGCUGGGUCAAGAUUCCAUGGAGCAACACAACAGAAUCAUUGGUAACUCUCCGAUUAUCGGAAGCAUGGUUCAUCCAAAGAAUCCGGGAGCACUCCCAUUGUACGAUUGGGCGCUAUUCGAUGCAACUAAGCUAGGUUUCGACCACGACACGACCAGCUUCACCACAGCCAAGGAGUCGGAAUUUCCUAGAGAGGGCACUGCGGUAGCCAUCAGAACCUUAAGGGGCGAUUUGGCUGGCACUCUGUCAUCCUCCUCGAGCGGGAUAAUGCUCAACGCAGACCAGGGUUUUAUUCAAGUGAGAACGAUCGUCAUGGACAAAGGUGCAGUACUUAUGAAAGGCGACUCUGGUGCCUGGGUACUCGGAGAUGGGUGUGUAUACGGAUACAUAAUCGCAAUAAACGGCGAUGACCACGCAUAUAUGGUGCCAAUGCACACAGCAAUCACGGAAAUACAAAAUGCCCUAAGCGCUCAUGUGGUCUCUCUGGCCAUCUCAGCAUUCCCGCGCCCGCCAGCCCAUAUUGGAACGACCAAUGAGCACGUUAGACAGACGGAGAGAUCCGUUAUCUUCUCAGACAACAACACCGUACGCUUGCCUCUCAGAGGUCUUCGAAUAAUCCAACCGGACAGUUCUUCAACAGUUUCUAUUGAAGAAGCAACCCCCGCUACUUCGGCCGCCACCUUACAAGAGCAGCUUCUUUCGCAAGUGGAUCAGAGCCAACUCGAAUCGCAGCGUGCUGAAGCUUUUCUUGGGCAGGGCCGCAUCGUAGAAGCGAUCAAGAUCCUUGAGAGUGUCGUGGAAACCCGUGAAAACAUUCUUGGCCCGAAUCAUCUGGACUGCAUUCACUCAAAGUACAAGCUCUCAGUUGCUUAUACACAAAACGGGCAAACAACAGAUUCAAUCAGGAUAUUGAAGCAUCUGGUAGGGGAGGAAUUGGUCGCCCUUGAAAAGUCAGAUAUUCGCCGCCUUACAUACCAACAUGAACUUGGCAGGGCGCACUUGGCAGAUGGCCAGAUAUCAGAGGCCAUUAAAGUACUAGAGGAUGUCGUGACGGUGAAAAUCUCGACCUUUGACACGUCAGAUCGACACCUUCUUGCAACUCAGGUGGUCCUUGCUGAAGCAUACCUGCGUGCCAAUCGAGCUUCCGUCGCCGUCAACUUGUACGAGCAUAUCUUGGCCGUUACUUCAACACCCUCCGGCGAGCAUGAACAAAUAAGAGCUGCCGUGGUGCCAUGGUUGGACAUGGCACGCAGGCAGCUCGUUGGCUCGGGUUCAGUUGCGAAUCUUUCUGGGCAGUCUGGUUUGCUUUUCGUCCACCAGAAGAAGUGA